UAAGUCGUUGGAUAUAUAUUAGUUUCCCACUAAGAGCUUCCUUUUUUGGACCAUGUCUUGUUUUCUUUGUAAUAGACACAUAAGGCAGCAACGGUACCAAUUUUUUCUGAUGGGAAAGGAAAACGAGGAAGGCAUCUUGGGGUUGGUUCUGCAAGCACUGGAAAAUAUUGAAAUCAGGGAAAGCCUCACCUGAGCUCUUGUGGGUCAAGACAUUACUUUGGUGCCGAGUUAUCAAUGGGAAGGUCUGAUCUUGACUUUGACCGUCGGAAGACACACAUAAGCUCACAGAUGUUUUAUGCAGAUGAAACCGGGCGUAUGUACUCUCUCGAUUUGUCAACUCUCUUUGAUGACACCAGUGAAACUGUGCCAAUGGGUCCAAAGACCAUCGCUGCAGUAAGAGCAGGUGAUGAAACUUACCUGAGAGAUAUGAAUAUUGAUGUUAAGGUUGCUAUAAGCUCAGUGAAUGACCAUGGGAAUUCAAUGCUUCAUCUUGCUGCGGCUGCGGGUCACACCAGCUUAGUGUGUUAUAUACUCUAUGCCUACCCAAGUCUGCUAAUGAAGUCGAAUUCGAUGGGGGAAGUUGCUCUUCAUGUUGCAGCAGGUGCAGGUCAUCUUGCUGUUGUUGAGGCUCUGGUUAGCUUUAUUAAAGAUGUACCGUGUAAUAAGCCUGGUGUUGCCAAAAAGAUAUAUUUUGCUAAGAACAAACACCAAGACAAUGCUUUACAUGUUGCAUUAAAAAGAAAACACGUAAAGGUGGCUUCCUGUUUGGUCAGUGCAGAGCAAUGUUUAUCUUUUGUGCCAAACAACGAUGGGUUUUCUCCUUUGUAUUUAGCUGUUGAAGCUGGACAGGCCGAUCUUGCGAAACAAAUGUGGCAACAUUCAAAUAAUGGAUCAAGUAGCACAUCUACUUUAUCGUCAAAGAUGGGUGGAAGAUCCCUGGUACAUGGGGCUAUGAAGGCUAAGAGAAUAGAUAUCCUUGGUGCUAUACUUAGUGAAGAUGCAAGUCUUAUUAACAUUAGAGAUGAAGGAAGGACUUGUCUUUCAUUUGGAGCAUCCUUGGGGUAUUAUGAAGGGUUUUGCUAUCUGUUAGACAAAGCACCAGACAGUGUUUAUGCCAGCGAUAAUGAUGGGUCCUUUCCAAUUCAUAUGGCCGCGAAGUAUGGUCAUGUCAAAAUUCUCAAGGCAAUUCUUAAACGUUGUCCAGACGCACUUGAGUUGCUUGACAGAGACAGUAGAAAUAUUCUUCAUGUUGCAGCAAAAUAUGGAAAACUUCAAGUCCUCAAGUUUAUCCUAAGAUGUUAUAAGGAUAAGAACAAGGAAAAGUUGAUUAAUGAAGAAGAUGCAAAUGGAAACACACCAUUGCAUUUGGCCACCCAAAACUGGCACCCAAAAGUUGUGAGUAUGCUCACUUGGGACAACAGAGUUGACCUGAAAUCGUUGAACCAUAACGGUGUCACAGCUCUUGAUGUAGCCGAGGAAAACAUGGAUUCCAGCUACACAUUUUUUGAGAGGUUGACUUGGAUAGCUUUGAUAUCUGCUGGUGCACCAAGAAGUCCCAAACUGUUAAUAUCGAUUCCACCAGUAACACCAAACCCAGAUGGUGGAAAGUACAAAGAUCGGGUCAAUACACUUCUGUUGGUGGCCACUCUUGUAGCCACUAUGACUUUCACUGCAGGGUUUACACUACCAGGGGGCUAUAAUGGUUCUAUUCCCAACUUGGGAAUGGCAACGAUAGCCAAGAAAACAUCAUUCCAAGUGUUUCUGGUAUUCGACACCUUGGCGAUGUACUGUUCUAUUAUCACAAUAGUUACUCUCAUAUGGGCACAACUAGGCGAUCUUUCUCUCAUAAUGAAAGCCUUCAACCUUGCUUUACCACUUCUCGGGCUUGCACUUACAUCCAUGUCGAUAGCUUUUAUGGCUGGCACGUAUGCUGCAGUAAGCCACCUCCCCUUGCUUGCCUAUUUCAUAUUGGGCAUCGGCUUAGUCUUCCUCUUGGUUUUGCUGCUGAUCGUUAUUCCAUAUGUGUCUCCACAUUCUCCUACCCAACCCUUUCUUAGACACAUCUUUUACUGUCCCUAUUUACUUAUGCUUUUGGUUGCUGGUGACAACAACAACAAUGACUGAAGAAACAUAGGUACAAGAAUCAAAACCAUUUGACCUUCCAUUUGGGAUAACGACGAUGACAGCCGCUCUCUCUGUGUUGACUCUUUCCUCUAUUAUUUCGGAUUAGAGCAAAGUUUCCAAUCGUUUAUCGAUAAGGUCACCAUCACACUCAUAGCUAUUUCUCUGGACUUUGGCACAUUGGUUGAAAGUUUGAAACACUAAAGGGGUUAUAGAGUGAACGAAGAUUAUUCCCUCUACAUACGUUUUUGUGCUUGGCUUGCCAUUUUUGUAAUCUUGAGCUUUGUUUUCUAGCAAUUCUGGCGGAACAUGAUCUGUCGUUAUGUAAGACUGAAUUUGAUGUUUCUACGUGAAAUCCCUCUUACUUGGUGUGGGA
This is a messenger RNA of Capsella rubella, 2497 nucleotides long. Its product is annotated as protein ACCELERATED CELL DEATH 6. The transcript has 7 exons. Gene Ontology annotation, molecular function: protein phosphatase regulator activity; protein phosphatase 1 binding. The record is from RefSeq and is a predicted model, not a curated record. Lineage: Eukaryota; Viridiplantae; Streptophyta; Magnoliopsida; Brassicales; Brassicaceae. The coding region runs from base 235 to 2124 and encodes 629 amino acids. Gene Ontology annotation, cellular component: plasma membrane.